Messenger RNA from Blepharisma stoltei, 372 nucleotides. The record is from the annotation of a GenBank genome assembly. Lineage: Eukaryota; Ciliophora; Heterotrichea; Heterotrichida; Blepharismidae.
AUGAAGCAUUACACAGCGAGAAGCCAAUCUGUUCUUCUGCUAUCCGACAAAGAAAAAUCUCCAAUUUUAACAAGUGUUCGCUUGCAAAUGAUUGAUUUAAAGCUAAACAAUAAUCCUCCGCUCCCUAUUAUUGUGAAAAAUAAUAAGAACAAAAUUCAUUACAGAUCAUGCCCAAAAAGAAAAAUAGUUGAUACUCAGCUAUGAAAAGCCAGAGUAACUGAUAGUAAAAUCCAGCAGAAAAUUGAUAUGCAGCGCUCUGUCAGUUUGAAAGAUAUUUUAAAAUUAAACUCCAAGCCAAAUUUAGGAUUGAUGAAAAGAGCUGAGUAUGUUAAUAAAAAUCCAAGGUGGUCGACUUCAUUGCAAAAUUCAUAA